This is a messenger RNA of Strongylus vulgaris, 903 nucleotides long. The record is from the annotation of a GenBank genome assembly. NCBI's taxonomy places the organism in Eukaryota, Metazoa, Nematoda, Chromadorea, Rhabditida, Strongylidae.
AUGUAUUAUCAGCAACAACCCAUCGGACAUCAGCCACAGCAGCCUCCGAGUUACCAGUUUCCACUGCAAGCUGCUUCAGCUACAGCUAACAUGGAUUACGGUCAUAGUAUGGGUGCUACUCAACAGUCGGGUAUAUCCGGAUCGCAUAACCAUAGUCAGCAUCAGCAGGGAGCCGUGAUGGGACAGGGCGUCCAACCACGCCGUGGAGUUUCUCAGCGUGGUGGGCCACCGCCAACCGAUACAACUGCAACAAUGCAGAAUGCACCGCAUAUGCGCCUGUCUCCUCAACAGGAACUACCUCUUCGUAUUGUUAUCGACUCAAAACAUGUGGGAGCGAUCAUCGGAACGGGUGGGAACAAUGUAAGGGAAAUCACUAAGGAAUCAAAGGCUCGCGUUGUAGUGGAUGUCCAACGUACUGUUAAGGAUCAGCAAGGGCAUAGUGAGAAGAUAAUUUCUAUACUUGGUCAUCUCGAAAAUUGUUCAAAGGCUUGCGUCAAAAUUCUAGAAGUUGUGCAGCGCGAAAACGAAAAGGAUGAAACAAGAGACAAUAGUGAGGUUGAGCUAAAAAUCCGGGCUCAUAACCAGCUCGUGGGACGCCUAAUCGGCAAACAAGGUGCUACUAUCAAGAAGAUUAUGCAAGAUACAGGCACUACUAUAUUCGUAUCAAAUGAACAAGCGUCCAGAGCUGCCGAGCUCUCGUCUAUGGGAGGAUUGAUGCCACCUUUUCCUGACGCUGUUCUUACUAUGGAGCGUACGAUUACCGUCAAAGGCCCUAGCAUUGAAGUUGUGUCAGCUGCUGAACAGAAGAUCUCCGCUAGGUUACGACAAAGCUACGAGACGGAUCUGCAACACAGAGUCAGUACUGCGCUGCUUUUGUUAUUAGAUUGGCUCGUUCGGCACUAA